AUGAGCCACCACACCCGAACACUUGAGGUGAUUUUAAGCCCCCAGCAAGGUGCACCAGCAGGACCAGGAGGCAGCCUGGGCCCCCCGCAUCACUCCUAUCUGUGCUGACCUAGGUAAGUCCCUCUCUCUGAAUCUCGGCCAUCACAUACAAUGCAAGUAGGAAGAUGGGCAGGACUGGGGGUGGGGCAGGCAGAGGCCACCUCUGUCAGGCUGGGGUGACAUGGGCUGGAGCCUGUCUUCCCAUACCUGGGACAUGACCUCCAAGGACCAGCUGUCGGUCAUGGUGAUGGGCUGGCUGGGGUUGGCAGGGAGCUUGCUCUCCUUCUCGGAGGGCCGGAGCAGUGUGGGGCCAAAGACCGUGGCGAGGUUGUGCAGGGACAUCUUAUUGACUGCCUCCUUCUCUGCCACCCUGUGGAGGACCGAAGCAGGUGCUGUUUCAACACCACCACCAGCAAAGAGGUGGAGGGGCUGGGCCAUGCUGGAGUCCUCAGGGAAGGAGUGACCUAGACCCUGGGUGUGCUGCAAGCUGACUCCAGCCCUG
Molecule: messenger RNA, 541 nt
Organism: Piliocolobus tephrosceles (Ugandan red Colobus)
Lineage: Eukaryota; Metazoa; Chordata; Mammalia; Primates; Cercopithecidae
Source: RefSeq, a predicted model, not a curated record